UUUCCAAAAUAGUUUUCACAAGAUGUGUUUUUCUUAAGUUUAAUAGUUGGAGUGUUGACCUUAACUCGAACUCCAAGAUUUCUAUAAAUUCUAGGAGGUGCUAUAUAACCAUUAACCAUAUUUCUAAAGGGAAUUGGAUCCUCUCCUGUUCUUUAGUUGAGGGAUGGUUGGCACCUGGCAAUGUGGCAUAGUUGGUUGUAAAUAGGAUGGUGAUUUUGUUUCUCUCCUCUCUCCUCUCACCUUCUUUGUGAGGUACACAACAAUCUUUGAACUUCAUCGCUGCAACCGUCCCAAAAUAUAUUCCUUUUCCAUAGUCUUACCAUAAAACCACCAUUAUCAACCAGCAAAGUAGUACCGUCACUGUCCAUGGUGGCACAAAGCCGUUGCAAUCUUAUGAAAAACCCUAAAAAAAUAGUGAACCUUUAUGGAUAAUAGGUGAAUUUUAGUUUUUAGAGCUGAAAACUAUGUCCAUUAUAGUGAGUGAGAUCGAAUGAGGAGAGAGGAAAAUAAUCUUAAAUAACUGAAGAGUCUGUAUUUGAGUUAUCACUGGAUAGCAUCAAAAGGUUUUCACUAGCUGGGCUGUUGGGAAAGGUGGACAAGGAAAAAGAGAAGAAUUAAAACGUUGGAUAGUACUGCCAAAGGAUCUCUUAUUCUUUGAAAACCAGUGCCAAAGCAGUAUUACACUUAUUGUUACAAUUCUCAAAUUAAAUGUUUUAGCUUUUAGUGAUAAAUCUUUGUUGAUUUCUUCAAAGAUGGUUCGUUUACUAACAUAAAGUUUUCCUAUUUAUUCAAGUAGAAAACAUUACUUGAAAUUGAGUGCAAUAUUAUAGAAGCAUCAGGCUAGAUCCUUGUGAUCAGGUAUAUAACUGAUCGUCUGAUGAAUAAUUCUUUAACGAAAGUUCUAAGUCUUACCAUGCACUCUAUCAUAUAUGCCUUCUGUUUUUUUAUUCCACUCACUACCUUUGAUGUCUUCAAUCAGACUAGUGCGGAGAUUUAUCUGGCUGCUUAUGAAGCUCUGAGUUUUGCUCUUAAAGCUUCUGUCCCCAUGAUUUCUUCUUCAGCUGUCAAUUGCAUUCAAGACAUGAGUAAUUCGUCAGAUCCAGUGGCGACAAAUAGGCCUUUUCUUGAUUCCAUGACUAUAAGAUUUCUCAAUCAUAUAAAUGGUUUCCUUGCUGUCCAGCAAUUAGCACGGACAAGGAGGGCGGCAUCAAUGACCUGGAAGUCAAGUGAACAACUGACCAUGGUCACAGUAACAGGACCAAAGUCCAACUCAAAGGCAAAUAUUUAAGUUGAUUUAUUUACGGACAAGCAACAACUGUUUGUUAGAUGUAAUUCACAAUAUUUGCAC
Beta vulgaris subsp. vulgaris (sugar beet) is the source of this 1348-nucleotide messenger RNA. RefSeq lists its product as uncharacterized. Lineage: Eukaryota; Viridiplantae; Streptophyta; Magnoliopsida; Caryophyllales; Amaranthaceae. The transcript is spliced from 2 exons. The record is from RefSeq and is a predicted model, not a curated record. The coding region runs from base 878 to 1288 and encodes 136 amino acids.